AAUACUCAUCACCCACCCGUACCACCCACUUGAUAACCCGUUGAAAAUGGCAGCAUAAUGUUCAGGUCAGAGUGAAAUUUGUUUUAAUUAGACAAAAAAUCAAUAAAUUAUUGAUAUCGUUGUGUCUGGACUAGAUCGUAAUCUAGGUUGUUUGUACCGCGUAUAUUGUGACGAGUGGCAGCGUAAGCUGACACACAAUGGUGCAGGAUAGUAAAAGUUCAUCCGCGGAAGCGGCAAGCCCCGAGCGGGAGGGCAAAAGCAACCUGAACCUGUCGGCCGACGAACUGAAGGAAGAAGGCAACAAAUGUGUCAAGGCGGCCAAUUUUACGGAAGCGAUCCUGCAUUACACGCACGCGAUCAAGCUGAACCCAAACGAUCCGAUUCUGUUUAGCAACCGAUCGUUAGCCUUCCUCAAAAUGCAGCAAUACUACUACGCCAAUGAGGAUGCGGAUAAGGCGAUAGCACUGAAUCCGACCUGGGCGAAAGGCUACUACCGGAAGGCGGAAGUAUACAUCGCAGUGGGUCAGUACGAGACGGCAUUGCUAUCAUACGCGAAGGCUCUUCAGUUACAGCCACAGGAUAUGGGUAUCAUUCAGGCUGUACGGAAGGCGGCCGAGUUGAGCAAUCAGGAUGUGGAGAAGGAAAAACGAACCCCAGCCAUGGGAGCUGCGAUUGGGUGUAUGGUGGGGAUGUGCAUUGUGUUCGCCGAUAUGCUAGUGACGGAAACGCCGACGAUUAAUCACACAUCGUUGAUGGUGCUAGUGGUUCUGGUUGUGGCCGCAAUAGGUUUCGGAAUAGCCAAAUUGAUUCGAUACUAUAGUAAACUGCAACGCAAAGGUUUACUGGAGCCUCCGGUUAAUCUACUUGAAGAUUUUCAAACAGCCAAAGAUGAGGAUACGGAAAAUGGUGAUAUAGGCGGAACGGAUCAGAAACCCCCCAGAAACCGUUACUCCAAAGCGCAGGCUAGACAGCGUUUUAAAAAGGGAAAAACAUAAUCUAGCAACUAACUGAUCGACUGAUUGAAUGCUAGUCCCGUGCUAGAUCAACGGAAACACAAAAUAAAAUACUAAGGAUCAACUGUCGCAAACGGGAAGAAUACGAUAUCAAAUUAUUCCUUUUCUUUUUGUAAAAGCACGUUAUACACAGAACUAUUUAGACGUCACCCCAAGUAGUGGCAAGUGACCGCUGACAUGUGCGACGGAGCAUUUCUCCCCCUAAAAAAAAUUCCUACAACAUUUACUACUUUUCAAAUCGACAGGAACGAUUUCUACUGGAAGCUAUGAGGAUUAGCUACUGAACCCAUUUUUUAUAUUGACUAUUAUGUAGGUUGUUCUGAAGCCCCUUUAAAUUGUAAAUUAGUUAAAUAAACUGCAACAUUUUCUAGGUACUUUCAUUCGCAAUUGUUAGGUGUUAUGUAAAGCAGUAGGUAAUAUGAUGAUUAUUGAGGGCAUUUUAAAUCAAUAAAAAUACGAUGAUAUGCAGAGGUCUGCAUGCGUUGAGGUAAA
This is a messenger RNA of Topomyia yanbarensis, 1505 nucleotides long. RefSeq lists its product as uncharacterized. Gene Ontology annotation, molecular function: Hsp90 protein binding. The coding region runs from base 198 to 995 and encodes 265 amino acids. The transcript is spliced from 4 exons. NCBI's taxonomy places the organism in Eukaryota, Metazoa, Arthropoda, Insecta, Diptera, Culicidae. The record is from RefSeq and is a predicted model, not a curated record.